Vigna umbellata (rice bean) is the source of this 1890-nucleotide messenger RNA. RefSeq names its product DnaJ P58IPK-like protein (gene P58IPK). The record is from RefSeq and is a predicted model, not a curated record. Lineage: Eukaryota; Viridiplantae; Streptophyta; Magnoliopsida; Fabales; Fabaceae. Gene Ontology annotation, molecular function: protein binding. Gene Ontology annotation, cellular component: endoplasmic reticulum lumen.
AGUUUUAGUUACAAAAAUUAAAAAUAAAAUAAUAAAGUGCUUCUGGUGAUUCUUGGAACAGUAUCCUCUGCGAAUGUGAAAAACAACAAAGGAUUUCAAAAACUAAAGAGGAAAGGAAGAUCACAAUGUUCAAUGUUUUAGGUUUUUCGUUGUUGACAAUGGAUUCGGUUGCCUACAGGGGAUUGCUCUACACAUUCUUCAUACUCAAUUUCGUUUUGGUCUGCCAACUCAUUCUCCUUCACCCUCUCGCUUCCGAUGGAAAUCCUGAAAAUGCUGCUGAGUUGUUUGAGCGGGUAUCGCAAAGCGUAAAAGUGAAACACUAUACUGAGGCACUUGAUGAUCUAAAUGCUGCAAUAGAAGCAGACCCAAACCUUUCAAAAGCAUACCUUUUCAGAGCCUCAGUUCUUCGUCAGAUAUGCAGAUAUGAGCAAUCCGAGAGGAGCUACAAACAUUUUCUGGAGUUGAAGCCUGGAGAUUCAGCUGCAGAAAAGGAGCUCUCUCAACUAUUGCAGGCUAAAAGUGCUCUAGAAACAGCUCAGUCCCUCUAUGAUUUGGGCAACUUCUCAAAAUCCUUGGAAUUUAUUGAUAAAGUUGUUCUUGUUUUCUCUCCAGAUUGCACUAAGGCUAAGCUCCUUAAAGUGAAGCUGUUAAUAGCUGAUAAAGACUAUGAGGGUGCCAUUGCUGAGUCAGGGUUUCUUCUCAAGGAAGAUGAAAAUAAUUUAGAGGCAUUGUUGUUACGUGGUCGUGCAUAUUACUAUUUAGCUGAUCAUGAUGUUGCCACGAGGCAUUUUCAAAAAGGUCUUCGCUCAGAUCCAGAGCACAGUGAACUGAAAAAAGCAUAUUUUCGAUUGAAAAAUCUACUAAAGAAGAGUAAAAGUGCUGAAGAUAAUGCGAGUAAGGGUAAACUACGUGUGGCAGUGGAAGAAUUCAAAGUUGCUCUUGCUGUGGACCCUGACCAUCUUGCGCACAAUGUACAUCUUCAUCUUGGCUUAUGUAAAGUGCUAGUCAAGCUUGGCAGAGGAAUAGAUGCCUUGGAAAGUUGUAGUGAAGCUCUUAAGAUCAAUGAGGAACUUGUUGAAGCUCUUGUUCAGAGAGGAGAAGCUAAGCUCUUAAUAGAGGAUUGGGAGGGAGCUGUGGAUGAUAUGAGAUCAGCUGCUCAAAAAUCUCCUCAGGAUAUGAAUAUCCGUGAAGCAGUAAUGAGGGCGGAGAAAGCUUUAAAGAUAAGCAAACGUAAGGAUCACUACAAGACUUUGGGAAUUUCUAAAACUGCUUCUGCUGCUGAUAUAAAACGUGCCUACAAGAAACUUGCCUUACAAUGGCACCCAGAUAAGAAUGUGGACAAAAGAGAAGAAGCAGAAGCUAAAUUCCGAGAAAUUGCUGCUGCAUAUGAGGUUCUGAGCGAUGAAGACAAACGUGUAAGAUAUGACAGGGGGGAGGACCUUGAAGAGAUGGGAAUGGGCGGCGGCGGCGGCGGCGGUUUCAACCCUUUUGGUGGUGGGGGCCAGCAGUUUACCUUUAAUUUUGAGGGGGGCUUCCCUGGUGGUGGAUUUGGAGGGGGCUUUCCUGGAGGGUUUGAAUUUCACUUCUGAUUGGAAAAGCCACACCCCAUAUUUUUUAUAUUCUGAAGGGACCACAUCAAUUUUAUUUCACUAAUCCCUUUCUAACAGUUGUUGAGAUCAAUACGUAGGCCAUCCCCAGUUACUUGUAAGAUAAGAAACAUGCUUUGGAGAAAUUUUUGCUUUAUGCAGAAGUGGUGGGUUUGGGGUUUGAAUGUUAGUUGAGGAGGCAUCAUGGAAUUGCUUCCAAGUUAACACCUUCGCAGUUUUGAGCUACUACUUGAGAUCUAUUUAGUUGCGAACUUCCAGUUAUCUAGUAAAAUUUAAAAUUGAU